This is a messenger RNA of Aspergillus welwitschiae, 558 nucleotides long. RefSeq lists its product as uncharacterized. Bases 59 to 226 code for a protein of 55 amino acids. NCBI's taxonomy places the organism in Eukaryota, Fungi, Ascomycota, Eurotiomycetes, Eurotiales, Aspergillaceae. The transcript has a single exon. The record is from RefSeq and is a predicted model, not a curated record.
GCCCGGAAUAUUAAUAGCUCCCCGUAAUUACGAUCUCCUGAGCCUGGGACCGACCCCAAUGACGACAUUCGAAGCUUUGCCAAUCUCCUCAAUUCAGCUCCGUGUCUUCUCCGGCAUAAUCCCUGGUCUCCUUUCCUUUCCCAAGCUAGCUGUCUGGGAGCUAUGUCGACGCUAUUUGCACCCGCUGCAGCUAUCCAUGCUUCAAACUUCGGGACAGGCGAGGUGACAGAAAACGUAGGCAAAUACCAAAUCGGGCUCGUCUCCAGAAACCGUUGGAUUUAAGACUCGACUAAUCCCAAGUUAUUUUCCUCCCAAUUCCCACACACAACCGGUCAGACUUGUCUGAUCUAGUCCACUUUUGGGGGAGCAUAUGUUUCAGCCCGCGAGGGAAGUAUCUUCACUCAUGGAUGCUACUAGAUACUAGUAGAGUAAGUGGUAGCUAGGAUGGAGACUGGGCAGGGCAAAAGGUAGGAUGAGCUUCCGUCCCCGAGAGUAAUAUUACCCGUUUAAGGAGAUUCACCGCGACCCGCCCGGUGGUUCAUUGGGCCACGAAAAGAG